Molecule: messenger RNA, 490 nt
Organism: Hippocampus comes (tiger tail seahorse)
Lineage: Eukaryota; Metazoa; Chordata; Actinopteri; Syngnathiformes; Syngnathidae
Product: pantothenate kinase 4-like
Exons: 3
Coding region: 26-451 (141 amino acids)
Biological process (GO): coenzyme A biosynthetic process
Cellular component (GO): nucleus; cytosol
Molecular function (GO): pantothenate kinase activity; ATP binding
Source: RefSeq, a predicted model, not a curated record
GUGACUCGUCAGCACGUCGUCGACUAUGGCGGAAUGUAGCCAAGCUGACAGCGGCGACGCGAGCCGCCACCACACCAUGGAUAAAAGCAUCAUUUUACCUCCAGACGAAAUAUUCCGCAAUUUGGAGAACGCCAAGCGCUUCGCCAUAGACAUAGGUGGAUCGCUCACCAAACUCGCCUACUAUUCAACUGUUCAGCACAAAGUGGCCAAAGUUCGCUCCUUCGACCACUCUGCCAAGGAGGCAGCCGGCGACAAACUGUACGAGAUUUCGGUUCAAGAGGAGGUGACGGCGCGCUUGCACUUCAUCAAAUUUGAGAAUGCCUACAUCGAAACUUGCUUGGACUUUAUCAAAGACCACCUGGUCAACACCGACACGAAAGUCAUCAAGGCCACGGGUGGCGGGGCGCACAAAUUCAAAGAACUGCUGGAAAGGAAACUGAGACUCAAGUGAGUACAUUGAUGGCAAAUGUGUUCACACGCACGCACGCAC